Molecule: messenger RNA, 456 nt
Organism: Mesorhabditis spiculigera
Lineage: Eukaryota; Metazoa; Nematoda; Chromadorea; Rhabditida; Rhabditidae
Source: the annotation of a GenBank genome assembly
AUGAAUCUGGAUACCAAGCAGCUCUUUCGCAUCCACUUCCCUACUGAGGAAGCAGAAGAGGAGGAAGCCGUGCACAAAAACGAGGAAGAAGUUUCCGACGACGAGGACGAGCAGCUCUCCGACGGCAGCGACGCGGAAGAGGAAGGCCAAGAGGGGGAGGGCGAGUUCACGAGGAUCGUUGUGAAAGUCGAACUCGAAUCUGGCCGCUUGUGUGAAACCGACUUCACGGCCAUCGUCGUCGAAGCGCUGCGCACCGUUUUGGGCACCUGUGGUCCAUCUUUUCAGAUCGGCCACUUUAACGAAGCUACGCAAAAGGGAAGCGUCAUCGUCGCAACAAAAGAUCGUCACCUCGUUUGGGCCGCGCUCGGGAUCUACGGCAGGACCAGCGGCAACAGGAAAAUCGCCUUUCACUUCAAUCAGCUAACCUACCCAGAGCGUGAGGGACCCUUGUAUUUG